AUGCAUUCUAACAACUGGGGGAAUCCGGGGACAGGUCCAAAUCGUGGUCGACCACCACCACCAAGACCAAAUAUUCCGCAACCACAUCAGAACGUUCCAUAUGCGUAUGCCCAAAAUCGUGGCCCAGUAGCAGUUAAUAGAUUGUACCAAUCGAGUAUCCGUCAACCUGCGGUUUCUUUAGUAGCUCGAGGUCCUGCUUUGCAACGCUGGGAACAUCAGGACCCUUCAGUAGAGCCGGCCAAUGCGCAGCUGAUAGGGUAUGCCCAACGAGGGCCCUCGCAAACAGAUCCCACUCAGCUAUCCGAUACGCAUAGCAACUACGAUCCUAAUAUCGGACUUCCCUUUGAUAUCACAGCAGUAUCACCUGUGCAAAAUACCGGUACCUAUUCAUCAAACCAACCCUCGCAGCCUUUUUCGACGUGGUCGAUGAGUGAAUUCUCACCCGCGCCCACGGGGGGCCAGGCCCAGCCUGACAUGGUAAAUGCACCAAAUACGGUAGUCAUCCCAAGGCUGGUCACAAACAACGACGACUCUAGGAGGAAACGAUCUAGAGCCCCAUCAAUCGCUUUGAGGGAUAUUCACCCUGAUCAUGAGUACUACACUCUCUUCAAUUACCCAGAGUACAGACCACCUACAUCUGUUAAAGGAACCGCUAUGGGAACAAGGUCAUUAGACCACCAUUCGGACCUCGAGUUGAACGGCUCCUUUGCUUCCUACUUAUUCCAAAGUGAUCCUAUUGAGUACUGGAUUCUGCGAGAUGUUGCAGAAAAGGUUCCUACCAAGAUAAGAGAAAAAGAGAUGGCGUAUUACAAGCAACUAGGUAUCGAAGUCCCAGACGACGGCACCACCGAACCCGAUUCCAAGAGAAAAAAGAUCGACGCCGUAGGCGAUGCUUCAAAUUCCAAUGAUGAGGACUAUAAAGAUUCUCCGAAGCCAAAGGAGAAGCGUCAAAAAACGGAAAAGCCUUCGAUUCCAAAGGGGCGCCGGAAUUGGAACGACAGGUUUAACAAAAAGUUCCCCAACAACCCUCUUCCAUCCUCAAAGCCCAACUGGAGGCCCACAGUUCACGUAUUGCUUCAUGCGGGAAAAUCUAACCAAGGCCCCCAAGACUUCAACUCUCGCAUCCUCAAUGCGCUAAAGAGAUGUGACGACGACCCACAAUUCCUCAGCCUCUUGAUCCAAAAGGUAGAGUCCUGUCGAGAUUCUCAACAUCACUUGGCGUACGAAUCCGAGUCUACCGAGCAUUCGGAUGUAUUCCAAACAGGCUCCUUCGAUUCUCACUCCCAACGUGGAGCUAUGAGCGAGGGUAUGCCAACUGAUACUUCUGCCCACCCUCGCCGUGUCUCUCGCAACCCUAGUGUCCGAAGUAGCCAGAGCUAUAGACAAAGUCACUCAAGGAAUCCAUCAGGCGCCAAUUCUGCCUCCCAGAGAAUUACCGACUUCAUGCCAGCUCAGCUUCAACCGAACCUCCAGGCCUUUAGCUUUCCCAGCAGCCCUGCUAGGGCCUCUGCCUCUGGGAAUGGCCACUACCUUCCUCCAAGCCAAGCACAAAAUGGUGGUUUACAUGGUGGCGACAGCCGUUCCGAUGAUAUUGCAAGCUUUCUUAGUAGUCAAGAUCAUGAAGCUUCCUACUCUCACCCAGGAACGACGGUUCCGGAGACGCCGAACCUGAUGCCUCCUCAUAUUUUUAGGGGAGGUGUUGAUGACGGGGUUUCCGUGUCUUUUCCUUACGCGGGUAGUAUAGACGCAGAGGAUAUUAAGCCCUCUCAAUGA
Molecule: messenger RNA, 1773 nt
Organism: Orbilia oligospora ATCC 24927
Lineage: Eukaryota; Fungi; Ascomycota; Orbiliomycetes; Orbiliales; Orbiliaceae
Exons: 4
Coding region: 1-1773 (590 amino acids)
Source: RefSeq, a predicted model, not a curated record